GUAUCAGCGCAUGUCCUAUUUCCCUGACGGAGUGCAAUCGUGACUACAAGUUGCGGACAAUGGUCUAUGUUUAUUUUUAUUGUAACAUGCAUUUUCUCAUUUUCUUUGGCGCUAUCGAUUGCCCGGUCGUUCUUCAGCUAAUCGAGUCUGAUAAUGCUGUUUGAUUAGUUUUGCCUGAUUGUACGACGGCAGGGGAGGCUGUGCGCUGAAAAUCUGAAUCGAAUAACAUAAGGUUGAUUAUCAAGCAACGAGCAUGGAUCGGUUAGCCUCUUUUGGAAAUGACCCGUACGACAAGCCGCCGUGCCGGGGCUGCUCGUCCUACCUGACCGAGCCGUAUAUAAAAUGCGCGGAGUGUGGUCCCACGCCUUUCCUCCUCUGUCUACAGUGUUUUACCAGGGGGUUUGAGUACAAGAAGCACCAAAGUGAUCACAGAUAUGAAAUUAUGACCUCAGAUUUCCCUGUGCUGGAGCCGGGCUGGACGGCGCAGGAGGAGAUGUCAUUACUGGAGGCAGUGAUGGACUGUGGCUUUGGGAACUGGCAGGACGUGGCCUAUCAGAUGCGUACCAAGAGCAAGGAAGAGUGCGAGGGGCACUACAUGAAGAACUUCAUCAACAACCCGCUGUUCUCCUCCACGCUGCUCGGCCUGCGGCAGAUGGAGGCUCGCACGGCCGACACGGCCAUCCCCUUCAAACCCACAGACGACCCCCCCAGACCGGCCUUUGACUCUCUGCUGUCCCGAGACAUGGCGGGGUACAUGCCUGCCCGAGCAGACUUCAUGGAGGAAUUUGACAACUACGCAGAAUGGGAUUUGAAAGACAUUGAUUUUGUGGAUGAUGACUCCGAUAUUCUCCAUGCUCUAAAGAUUGCAGUUGUUGAUAUUUACCACUCCAGAUUGAAGGAGAGACAACGCAGGAAGAAAAUCAUCCGGGAUCACGGAUUAAUCCACUUGAGGAAGUUUCAGAUGCUAGAGCGGCGAUACCCCAAGCAGGUGCAGGACCUGUACGAGGCAAUGAGACGCUUCGCCAGGGUGGUGGGUCCCAUCGAACACGACAAGUUCAUCGAGAGCCAUGCCUUAGAGUUUGAACUGAGGAGGGAGAUCCAGAGACUGCAGGAGUACAGGAGGGCAGGAAUCCAGUCCUUCUGCAGUGCUAAGGUGUACGAGCGCGUGAAGCGUGUUCGGGAGGAUGAACGCAGGAAGCGGAGCAUGCUGUGUGACGUUCUGCAGCUGAUCCAGGAUGGCCGUGCCUGCCAGCAGUGGCUACACAAACAGGCUGCUAUUGAUGCUGGGAUCAGUCCUGUGGUCACUUCCAUCCCCACAUCCGCAUCAGGCCGGAGAAGCGCACCCCCUCUCAACCUGACCGGCUUGCCUGGCACAGACAAACUCAACGACAGGGAGAAGGAGCUGUGUCAGGUGGUGCGGCUGGUCCCCGGGGCCUACCUGGAGUACAAGCAGGCCCUCCUAAACGAGAGCAGGAGGCAGGGCGGCCUGCGGCUGGCCCAGGCCCGAGCCCUCAUCAAGAUCGACGUCAACAAGACCCGCAAGAUCUACGACUUCCUCAUCAAGGAAGGAUACAUUAACAAGGCCUAGACCUGCGCCGCACCCAUUCCUGACCUGUCAAUCAAACCUACUGUGACAUCAUAAAAGAAAAGCACCCAGCCAGACUGUUGGUCAAGGUGCUGGUGGAAGGGAAGCUGUGCUUGAACUGUAUCUGAGGAGCCUGGAACUGAGAGCACUGCCCCAUCUGCAAGUGGAGGGGCCAGAUUCCUGUUUGUUUUCAUUAGAGAUUGUUGUCCUUGCGGUUCAAUCAUUUUGUGGUAGAAUAACUUGUGAUUGGCAAUUGGCCAAAUAAGAUUAUUUAACAAACUAGUAAUAAAACAAAUUUGUUUCAGUUACUGGUAUAUGGGCGUUACUAGCCUGCUUAAUACCUACCACAACCACAAGCCAAAAACGACACAAAAUAGCAUGGCUAUUGGCACUUGUAAGGAUUGCUACCAGUUUAAUGAGUUAUGAAGUUGUGUUUUUGAGUUUAACAUUGUCACACUGUCCUGCCAGUCGUAGAGAUAAUGUGAGCCUAUAUAUUUCGAGCUUAGGUAAAAUUAUUGUGAAAACGCAUAGUUCUGGAAUAAUAUAAUACUCCGUCAACAUAGAGCCAUCCUUGCUAGAAAAUUUUAGUUGUUAAUUUGCAAACAUGAAUAUGUGUGGUGUACCAUGUAGUUCAGUGUACUUAAUCUGCAAACUGAUUCAGACUAAUAUACAUUAAUGCACAUUCACAAGCAA
Molecule: messenger RNA, 2278 nt
Organism: Anguilla anguilla (European eel)
Lineage: Eukaryota; Metazoa; Chordata; Actinopteri; Anguilliformes; Anguillidae
Gene: tada2a
Product: transcriptional adaptor 2A
Exons: 15
Coding region: 254-1588 (444 amino acids)
Biological process (GO): chromatin remodeling; regulation of transcription by RNA polymerase II
Cellular component (GO): nucleus; SAGA-type complex
Molecular function (GO): zinc ion binding; protein binding; transcription coactivator activity
Source: RefSeq, a predicted model, not a curated record